UAUUAUUGUACUAUGGUUGCACCAAAGAUCAAAGGCUUCAGUUGUAGUUUAUACUACUUAUACAACCUGUCUGACCACAGCCAUGGUAUAUGGCUGUUAUACCCUAGUGUAUAACAGCCAUAUACCAUGGCUUGUGGUCAAACUACAUGUACAGCUAGAACUGAAUACAGUAUCCCACCUUUGCAACAAAAUUGACACACUGUUUCAAUUAAAACAAUGACACACUACUCAAUUCAAUCAAUAUUAGCAAUAUUAGAGCUAUAUAGAGAGACUCCAAUACAAAACAGACUACUAAUGAUUUUAGUCAACAUAAAAAGAGCCAAGUUCGAGCGAUGAAUAGUUCCAAAAAGGAGGCAAAUUUGGAAGAACUCCGUGAACCGAACGAUACUGGUUUGUUUGUGUUGCUUUUUUUCAACUUUCAACAUUGGUUGUCACAACCUGCUUAUUACAUUGCUGCAUGGGACCAGGAGCAUGGGUCCAGACUGCCAAGUGUUUCUCAGACUAAAGAGACUGCACUGCACUGGGCCAGUACAGUAGGCUUGUGGAAUGAUAUUUUCGGGUACAUUUGCACUCUUUGUAGACAAGUAGCACCAGUGUACUUUCUUGAAGUGCCUUCUAUAAAGAUGCAGAAACACAGCCUUCACAAUUGCUUGCUUGAAUCAUAGACGCUUGCUUGAAUCAGCCAUCGCUUUUUAAAAAGAUAGCAAAUUCAUUGCAUAGCUAUAGCAACAGUGACGUCAAACAGUAGUUAUAAGCAUAUUCAUUGAAGAAGCAUGACAGGAAGUAGCUAAACAUAGUAGUACAGUUCUAAACAUAGUACAAGCCAGUUAAACUAUGGCCUCUCGUGGUAUACCGUAUAGCGCGAAAUUUUCGAGGGGCUUAAUUUUCGUGGAUUUCGUGGGUUAGCAAUCCUACACGAAAAUUAAGUCCACGAAAAUCGUUCUUUACCUGCUAUAACGUGCAAGAUCUAAAGGCGUGGCUUCCGGUAAGCAGUCAUUCCGCGAACAUUGUGCAACGAAAUGGCUUUUAGAGGCCAAUCCACGAAAUAUAAGUGCCUCGAAAAUUUCGCGCUAUACGGUAUUUGCUUUACACGCUCGAGUAAUCAGAUAAACCAACUCGGCUGCGCCUCGUGGUUUAUCAGAUUACUCUCGCGUGUAAAUCAAAUAUACCACUCGAGGCCAUUGUUUAACUAUAACUUAUAUUUAUCAUAUUGAAAAAACACAUUUGAUAGAUUCUGAGAGUGAUCAACCCCAAAUGCUCUUAUUUUAUUGGUGACGAACGAAGAAAGCAAAUUGGAGUUGCCGUACUACUCAAGCAAUUCUUGAAAGGCUUAGACCUUAAGGAAAUACCGCACGAAGAGGAAAGUGGGAUUAGGAAAAAGCUUAGGAGACGUGCGAAUGUGAAGACAACUGGCACCCAGUAUUUUCUGGCCGAGAAGAAUGAAGGAACAAAAAUCACACGAGAGAAUGGUGUAGGCCAUUCCUGCAUGAUCGCUCCCCAUUCAGAUGUACCCCAGGAAUUUUUUGACAUCGUGGAGGCCAAAGUAGAAGAACAAGAGUUGGACUCUGUCGUCCUUACUCCACCCGACACUCCUGCACAUAUUAUUCGCAAACAGGACGUACACCAUCAUACGCCUCGCCGACCAGAAGCAGGCAACUCAUUCACCAUUAAUGAUGAGCAAGCAAGUUCUCUCCGGGUAGAAGAUACUCUAGAUUCUGACGUCCAGUCCAAACUCAUUGUUGAGCAAACGAGUCCUCUCCGGGUAAAGGAUACUCUAGAUUCUGACGCCCAGUCCAAACUCAUUGUUGAGCAAACGAGUCCUCUCCGGGUAAAGGAUACUCUAGAUUCUGACGCCCAGUCCAAACUCAUUGUUGAGCAAACGAGUCCUCUCCGGGUAAAGGAUACUCUAGAUUCUGACGCCCAGUCCAAACUCAUUGUUGAGCAAACGAGUCCUCUCCGGGUAAAGGAUACUCUAGAUUCUGAUGCCCAGUCCAAACUCAUUGUUGUUAAGCAAACGAGUCCUCUAGAUUCUGACGCCCAGUCCACCAAACUCAUUGUUGAUCAAACAAAUCCUCUCCGGGUAGAGGAUACUCUAGAUUCUGACACCCAGUCCAAACUCAUUGUGAAGCAAACCAGAGCAAAACGGUCAGCAAGAAGGAAGCGUGUACGACCACCUACAGAUCCCUUGGUACAAGCUGCAAACAAACUUCAAGGGUGUUUAACAAUUACAGCCUUGGAGGAUGAUCACCAGCCCAAGUCAAAAAGAAAACGCACUAAGAUUGACGAGUCGAGGUGCCAUGUAUGUAAAGAACCAUUUAUAGAUGGUCAAGAAGCCAAGUGGGUGGGGUGUGACUUUUGUCCAAGGUGGUUUCAUAAGAAAUGUAUAAAAGGGUACGUACUCAAAAGGAAAUGGAAAUGUUUUUUCAAGCAUUGACUAAUGAAACUUAAUAAUUCGAAAUACGACUGACUAUAUAUAAUUAUAUAUAUUAAUCUGUUUUGCGUUUCAGCAUGCGCAUGUGCAUGCAUUAUGUUGAUUUCAACUCUUUUUUCUGGCAGUAAAUCAUUUAAUCACAUCAUAAUUAUAUAUUCUUUAUUCAUGCGAUUAUCGAUUGAUCGUAAUGAAUAUAGCAAAGUCAGUGUAUUAUUAUAUACAUGUAGUGCUAAUAAAAUAUAAUUUUA
Molecule: messenger RNA, 2679 nt
Organism: Halichondria panicea
Lineage: Eukaryota; Metazoa; Porifera; Demospongiae; Suberitida; Halichondriidae
Exons: 2
Coding region: 1487-2434 (315 amino acids)
Source: RefSeq, a predicted model, not a curated record